Molecule: messenger RNA, 1777 nt
Organism: Euleptes europaea (tarantolino)
Lineage: Eukaryota; Metazoa; Chordata; Lepidosauria; Squamata; Sphaerodactylidae
Gene: WFIKKN2
Product: WAP, follistatin/kazal, immunoglobulin, kunitz and netrin domain containing 2
Exons: 2
Coding region: 40-1770 (576 amino acids)
Biological process (GO): negative regulation of transforming growth factor beta receptor signaling pathway
Cellular component (GO): extracellular region
Molecular function (GO): transforming growth factor beta binding; serine-type endopeptidase inhibitor activity; receptor antagonist activity
Source: RefSeq, a predicted model, not a curated record
AAUCCAAAGGCAGGUGUUUUUCUCGGGAGACAUUCUGAGAUGUCCUUUUUCAUACUCUUCCCUCAAUGGAUAUGGAUAUGGAUGUUAUCUGGGGAGACCUUGAUCUUAUUGCUUCUGGAGGUCCCUUUCAAAGGCUCUGCCUUGCCUCCAAUACGGUACUCUCAUGCUGGGAUAUGUCCAAAUGAUAUGAAUCCCAACCUCUGGGUAGACGCACAGAGCACCUGCAAGAGAGAGUGCGACACUGACCUGGAAUGUGAGAGCUUUGAGAAGUGCUGUCCUAACGUCUGUGGAACAAGGAGCUGUGUCGCAGCUAGGUACAUGGAUGUCAGGGGGAAGAAAGGACCGGUGGGGAUGCCCAAGGAGGCAACCUGUGACCGUUUCAUGUGUAUCCAGCAAGGUUCAGAGUGCGAUAUCUGGGAUGGGCAGCCUGUUUGCAAAUGCAAAGAUAGGUGUGAAAAAGAGCCAAGUUUUACUUGUGCAUCUGACGGGCUUACCUAUUACAACAAGUGUUAUAUGGAUGCAGAAGCAUGCACCAAAGGCAUUACACUCAAUGUGGUAACUUGUAGGUAUCAUCUCACCUGGCCAAAUACCAGCCCUAUCCCACCAGAGACGACCGCUCACCCCACUACUGCCUAUGCAGAGACAACCAUCACUGACAUCCUUCCACCUGUACUAGUCAACAACCCAGCACAUCAGUCCGUCUACGUAGGGGAGACCGUGAGCUUUCUUUGUGACGUCACUGGCCGUCCGAAGCCCGAAAUCACUUGGGAGAAGCAGACAGACAGCAGUGAGAAAAUCAUCAUGAGACCCAAUCACGUUCGCGGAAACAUUGUUGUCACCAAUAUUGCCCAGCUGGUGAUCUACAACACACAACUACAGGACGCGGGUAUCUACACUUGCACUGCUAAAAACAUUGGUGGUGUUGUCUGGGCAGACUUCCCCUUGUCUGUCGUCAAAGGAGAAGCCACCUCUAUUGAAGCAUCACAGAACAAAACCCACUUUCCAACCGACGAGUGUCUGAAGCAGCCUGACAGUGAAGACUGUGGGGAAGAGCAGACCCGGUGGUAUUACGACGCAAAGAAGAACAACUGCUUCACUUUCAUCUAUGGGAACUGCAACAGCAACCUGAACCACUUCGAGACCUAUGAAAACUGCAUGUUGACUUGCAUGAACGGGCCCAUCAACAUCUGCAACUUGCCAGCCCUCCAAGGCCACUGCAAAGCGUACGAGCCCCGGUGGGCAUACAACAGCUUGACGAAACAAUGCCAGUCUUUCAUUUACGGAGGCUGCGGAGGCAACGAGAAUAACUUUGAGAGCAGAGAGGCCUGUGAAGAGAUGUGCCCUUUCCCCAGGGACGUGCAUUGCAAGGCGUGUAAGGCUUGCAAGCCCCGGCAAAAGCUGGUGACGAGCUUCUGCAAGAGCGAUUUUGUGAUUCUUGGCCGCGUGACGGAGCUGACGGAGGACCAGGACUCGGGACACGCGCUGGUGACUGUGGAGGAGAUUCUGAAGGACGAGAAAAUGGGCCUCAGGUUCUUGGGGAAGGAGCCUCUAGAGAUUACCCUUUUAAACAUGAACUGGAGCUGCCCGUGCCCCAACAUCACCGCAGCGGAUGGUCAGCUCAUCAUAAUGGGCGACGUCCACAACGGAAUGGCUGUUUUGCAGCCAGACAGCUUUGUGGGGGCCUCUAGCAUCCGGCGUGUCCGGAAGCUACGUGAGGUCAUUCACAAGAAAACCUGCGAGCUGUUGAAAGAGAUCCUAGGACUGCACUAAUACUUUC